Messenger RNA from Caenorhabditis sp. 36 PRJEB53466, 3971 nucleotides. Lineage: Eukaryota; Metazoa; Nematoda; Chromadorea; Rhabditida; Rhabditidae. The record is from the annotation of a GenBank genome assembly.
AUGCUUGAAAACUUCAGAAAACGAUUAUUCUACAGAAAGGCGCUUCAAACAGUUCUAUUCUCAGGUAAUAAUAAUAACAGUUCUAUCACGUUGUACCGCCGGUUUUUCUCAUUUCCCAUCGAAACUUGUUGAUUUUUUGCUUCUUACUACUUUGUAUUAGUCUAUGGCGUAUUUUGAAGCUGAAUUUAUGCAGAUUUUGUCAAAUUUUCAACACACUUCUUCGUGUCCGUCAUUUUCCCUUUUUCUCCCUCUCAAUUUCCUCCAAUUUACUUUGUUUUUUUUGCAGGGGAAAUGCAAGCACAACAGCAGCUGAAAUCAGGCGGGGAUAUUCCGAAAAUAUCGCCGAACCGCACGGGCCUCAAUUCGCGUCGAUCGAUCAAUAACGGCGGGAGCAAUGCGAAAAAGUGCACGGGCGGUGCGGCUCCGUUUCUGGCGACCGACGUGACCACUCUGGACAUUAACACCAUGUUUCAGUCGAAGAAAUUGAAGAGGAAUGGAGCCGAACGGCCUGCGGUCGGAAGUGCGCCCAGCACGCCCACGCAAAACUCUUAUCAGGUUGGAAAUGGAAAAUUGACCAAUUUCUCCGCGAAAUUCAAAAUUUAACCCUAUUUUUCAUGUUUUUCGUCGAAAAUCACACAAAUUCUGUACGACUUACGCGAUUGCGCAUAUUUUGAGCAUAAAAAUUUCAAAAUUCAUUCAGAAAUAAAUAACUUACAUUGCUUUUGAGUUUUUUUGCUGAAAAUGCGCGAAUUUGAGUCAUUAUUGCUGCUGGAACGCUCAAAAUUAUUUCCGACACUAAUUUUGUCGGAAAAUUGUUCGGUUUGGCCGGAAUAUGCGACAAACGUUUCGAACGUGGCGUUUUUACGGAAAUUGCAAUGUCUACUUCUUCAAAUGCAUCGACCAUCAAAUUCGUCGAUUUUUGAUUCAAAAAGAGCUGAAAUUGCAGAAGUUUCCCGAAAACCCGUCUCAUUUUAAACAUUUGGCCCGCGGCGAGUCGCGUAUGCAUCAGUUCACUUUCUCGCUUCAUUUUUAAGAAAUCUCAUUUUUCAGUCGUCGGCGUUCAACUUCCCGACGUACCUGAAUCCGACGUCGCUCUACUCGAACCUGGAUCUGAUGCACGCGGCGUCCGGAGGGGACCAUCUGCCGCCGCUGAUGAGCGUUCCCGCCUACAAACCCAACAAUUUCAUGCACGCAUUCGGCACCGGCGACACGAAUCCUUUGGAUUUCGCACAGUUUACUGGUGAGAACAAAUUUUGUUUUGAGAAAAGGCAUUUUAUUAAUUGAAAGAUGCCUUUAAAGAAAAUCAAUUAAAGUUUCUUCAUUUUGAUGGCGGUGAACGAAGUGGUUCCUCUCUUGCUGCUCGGGUAGAAAUUGUGGUAGAGGGAGACGGUAAAGUCGGCGCAAGUCUCACAUGUCCUUCUUCGGAUAGUCCUUGAGAAUUCCGGUGAAAUGGCUCCCAAUCGCCAGAUUAUUGUCGAUGAGGAGCUGAAAUUACUUACUUGUUUUUUCUACUCGAAAGCGUUUAAAAAAAUACCCCUGUCAGUCUCAGCAGUGGGGUCGCGCUCGUCAUGUCCAACGUGAUGUUCACGAGCUGAUUCUCCAACGCGUAAUACCGGAGAAAGGUGUCUUCGCGAGGAUUACCUGAGAUUCCGCCACGGAUCACCAGAUGUUUAGCCCUUUGCACAAUAUCCAACCUAACAACGUCGGAACAGCAUGGUGCAAGAGCUCGAGCUUCUCGAAACUGUGGUCCUUAAUCCGAUCGAACCACUCGUCGGAGUACAUGUGCAGAUCCCACGUGAGAUUCUCGCAUCUCACGAGCUCGAACGGAUCACGGCAUCGGUUCAACGUCAGAUGUUUCACCUCGCUCUUCAAAAAGUGCGCGAGAUAGAUCCGCGCCACGUCCUUCUCCGUGUACAUCAACGUAACCUCGGGCGCCAACCGACACGACACAGCCACGUUGUCCGUCCUGAAGAUCUUCUUGAGCGAAUCGUACGACCACAUACGGGUAGAAGACAUGAUCGAGUGAAUUGGAAACGGUUAGAAUGGGAGAAAAGGAAUAAAGGACCUGUGGAGGAGUAGGCCAACGAAUGAAUGAGGGAUGUAAUGUGAGUGGAGUGCACAUUGCACACCUGUUGCAAGGUUAGGCGUACGGUAGAAAUUACAAAACUACGAAACGAAAAAAUGUUGAGUUUCCCGGCAAAAACCCAAUAUCCGCGCCCCUUAACGCUCCAAUAUUUGCAGAAGAGUUGAACGCGCUCCAGUCGAUGUCCUCGUUCCCGACAAGCUCUCCGAUGUCGCUCCAAUCGCUGUUCUGUUCGGAAACGUCGCCGUUCCUGUCGGGAUUCCACCAGCAGCAUCAGCAGAAGAACGGUCUCCUCCACCAAACGAUGGGACCGGCCCUAUCGACAGUCUCCUCCUCCUCCACGUCCCGUUCGCCGAACGGACGCAAGAAUCGGAUGGUCGAGGUGAAAACGAUCAACGAUCGACCGGUCAUUGUGGUCAGCGAUCCGACAGCCGCCUCCGCAGCCGCUCGUUCUACCAUCGUCCAGCUCAAUCGCAACGUUUUGGGCAUUUUGAAGGGGUUGCAAGCGAUCAAGAAACGGCCGACUUCGCAAGAAGCACUCUACUCGCGGAAGGUGUUCAUCGGAGGACUCCCGAUUGAUGUCACUGAAGGUUUGUGCGGAGAAUAUCCAAAAUUCGUGAAAUUUCGGUUCAAAUUGCGAAAAGUCCUGUACCUUACGCGAUUUGACAAAAAAUCAUUGAAAAUCUUGCAAUUUUCCACAUGAAAUCGCUUGCAGAAGAGGUGUGGACGACGUUCGGAUCGUUCGGAAAAGUGCUCGUCGACUGGCCGCGCCGCCCCGAACACGGAUCUCGCGGCGACUAUUUCGACAUGGAAAUGGGACGUCGCAACUGUAAAACUCCACUGUUCAAGUCGAAAUUUGCGAAUUACUCUGAUUUUCAGCCCGUUCGGUGUCCGGAUACGUGUUUCUCGUGUUCCAGAAUGAGCAAUCCGUGCAGGAACUCGUGAAUGCCUGCGAGUUUUACGAGAACAAGUAUGGAUUUAUCGUUUUUUUUCAGUGCAUUUGCAGUGUUGUCUUGCAGAUACUACCUCCAACUGUCCUCGCCGACAAUGAGCGACAAAGCGGUGCAAGUGCGUGCGUGGCGCCUCUCGGAUAUUGAUUAUUUCUGCGACGAGAAGUCGUUCGUCGACCACCGCCGCACCGUUUUCAUUGGCGGAGUGCCACGUCCGACGCGCGCCUCCGAUCUUGCCAGAUGUCUCGAGGAACACUACGGAAAGGUGUCGUACGUCGGCAUCGACAUUGAUCCGGAACUGAAGUACCCGAAAGGAGCCGCCCGUGUCACUUUUGCCACGGCUCAAUCGUUUGUGAGAGCCAUCUCGGGACGAUUUGUGCAGGUCACCCACGCGGACACCAAUAAACGAGUAGGUUUUUCCAGGAAAAUUGUGAUUUUGAAGAAAAUCCACGAUUGUGCGCCAAUUUCAAGCAAUUUAUUGAGUUUCGACUAUUUCAGGUGGAAAUCAAGCCGUACGUGAUGGAGGAUCAGUACUGCGACGAGUGCCAGGGAAAACUGUGCAAACACAACUACGCGCCCUACUUUUGCGGCGAUCCCGCGUGUCUGCAGUACUAUUGUGAAGCCUGCUGGGACCGCAUGCACUACGAAAUGAGCGAACUGCGCAGCGAGCAUCGGCCGAUGGUCCGCACUGGAGAUCAGACGCGGGUGAGCGGCAUUUGAAUAGAUUUACAAUAUUAUUUAUGCUUCAGAUUCUGCCACGUCCACCGCAUCACUCCUCUGCGCAUUUCCAUCACCGUCAGCAACAGAACCACCACCAACUGCAUCAGAAUGCGGAGAGCACGUCGUUUAUCUCGAGAAUCGUCAAUCGCCAUCACUCUUCCCCGAAUACCGGAACCGCGAAACCGUUUUCCGCGAUCCCAACCGCUAUUGGAUAUUGA